AUGGCAGAAAGCGACCAAGCGUCGGAGCCAGACGAUGGAGCCGGUAAAAGUUGUGAGUAUUACACAGCGUCGUCGGUAUUUGGAUGUUCCGGAAGCAUAACGAAUUUUCCUUGCAGUGUCUUUGCCCUGGUUACCAUGGGACUCACAGUGUACUUAACAAAUUGCCUUAUUCGGCUUUCGACGGUCACGUGUGGAUUUCUAGCGUUUCUUGCUGGCAUACUGACUCAUCACUGGUACUGGCUUCAUGGUGUCAAGCUAACUCGAAGAGAAAUGAUUUUCUUUGAUGAAGCGAAUCUCCUCGAGACCUCAAACUUAUUCGAAUAUAACCAUGGGCCGAACACUGAGGGAACAACGCCUUUUUCAGGUCCAGAAGUGAGCCCCGAUGCGCCUACGACUAUUUGGCAAGCACUGUUCUGCGACGACAAACAGCUCCAGAUGCAAAAGUUCUACAAAGAGCACUACGGUCCAGUCUGGGAAACUGCAAGAAGAAGAGAACAAGAAUGGAAGGCAAUACAUUCACCUGUCAGUGAUCAUACUCCUCCUCAUCAUGUUAUUUUAUUCGGAGCAGAGUCCUUCGUCAGCCGGGCAUGGUAUGAGUAUGGCCUUACCCUAGUAGAUGUAGAAGUCAUAGUAUCGUAA
Messenger RNA from Haemonchus placei, 639 nucleotides. The record is from the annotation of a GenBank genome assembly. NCBI's taxonomy places the organism in Eukaryota, Metazoa, Nematoda, Chromadorea, Rhabditida, Trichostrongylidae.